GGGGCGAGGGAAUCGGCAGCUGGUGGUGGGUGAGGCGAGGGAGCCUCGCGCCGGCUUUGGAUUUUUCGUUCUGCCUCGCGACCGACGAUAAAAAUCGUGCGUCCGAUGAGGCCCUUCUCCCCUCAUCUCCGGCAAGCCGCGGCGGCGGCGGCUGCUGCGGCCACUGGCGCUCCUCCCCUCGCCGCAGCUCUCCUCAAGAAUUCUUCUGCUCCCCUUAUCCAUGGCCGGCUCAGCUUCAGCCACACGUCGCUGCAGUCACCGAACAACCGCGGGAAACGAACAGGCUGGGCGGUGCGUGUGCUGCCGCUGACGGAGGAGAACGUGGAGAUGGUGCUGGACCAGGUGCGGCCGAGCCUGAUGGCGGACGGCGGCAACGUGGCGCUGCACGAGAUCGACGGCCUCGUCGUCGUGCUCAAGCUGCAGGGCGCCUGCGGCUCGUGCCCCAGCUCCACCAUGACGCUCAAGAUGGGCAUCGAGACGCGCCUCCGCGACAAGAUCCCCGAGAUCCUCGCCGUCGAGCAGAUCGUCGACACCGAGACCGGCCUCGAGCUCAACCACGACAACGUCGACAAGGUGCUGGAUGAGAUCAGACCAUACCUUUCCGGCACCGGAGGUGGAAGCCUUGAUCUUGUUCAGAUUGAUGAAUCCGUCGUCAAAGUUCGGUUAACUGGACCUGCAGCGGGUGUAAUGACAGUACGUGUAGCUGUAACACAAAAACUGAGGGAAAAGAUACCAUCCAUCCUGGCUGUUCAGUUGACAGAGUAGAAACAUGAGUUCAGUUAUGCAGCAACUCAAGAGAAAACAAAACUUUGAUUUUCAGUGAUUUUGUGGUAUUCAGUCUCAGUCUUGUGGUUUUGAAUCAAAA
Messenger RNA from Oryza sativa Japonica Group (Japanese rice), 865 nucleotides. RefSeq names its product nifU-like protein 3, chloroplastic. The record is from RefSeq and is a predicted model, not a curated record. Gene Ontology annotation, cellular component: chloroplast stroma; mitochondrion. Lineage: Eukaryota; Viridiplantae; Streptophyta; Magnoliopsida; Poales; Poaceae. Gene Ontology annotation, biological process: iron-sulfur cluster assembly. Gene Ontology annotation, molecular function: iron ion binding; 4 iron, 4 sulfur cluster binding.